GCUCCUCACUCAGCUGCUUUAUCGCUGCAAGUGACAGAAUGGGGAGGGUUCCAUCCCGCUGGUGCUCUCAGAGAGCGAGGGGGCUAUAAAAGGAGGAGGUGCUGGCCAGCUGGGGGACAGUGACGGACAACGGCUGAGAGAGAGAGAGAGAGAGAAGCCAGAGGAGAGCGAAGAGGCAGCACGCAGAUCAUUCCUUGGCCAGCGCCGGCAUGGGCUCCUUCCCCUUCACCACGAGCCUCCUCCUCUUCCUGGUGUUUCUGCUUCCAGGUCAAAUGGGUCACAUUGGAGCUAGCCCUGUGUACAAUGGCAUGUCCAGUGCAGACCUGAUGGAUUUCAAGGACUUGCUGGAUCGUUUGGAGGACAAGAUGCCUUUAGAAGAUGAAGUUGCACCCCCACAAAUACUGAGUGAGCAGACUGAUGAAGCCGGGGCAGCUCUCAGCCCCCUCCCUGAGGUACCUCCCUGGACUGGGGAGGUCAGCCCAGCCCAGAGAGAUGGGGGUGCCCUUGGGCGGAGCCCCUGGGACUCCUCGGAAAGAUCUGCUCUCCUGAAAAGCAAGCUGAGGGCGAUGCUUGCUGCCCCUCGGAGCCUGCGGAGGUCCAGCUGCUUUGGGGGCAGGAUGGACAGGAUUGGGGCCCAGAGUGGACUGGGCUGCAACAGCUUCCGGUACCGAAGAUAACAGCCAGGAGGCCAGCCCCAGGGCGGACGGCAUGAGACCCACAUGCCACUUGGUCUCAUCUCGUUGGCAAGGAGUCAGCUGUGAUGAGCACCCUAUUCCAUCUGCAGCUUCCAACAUGUCUCACAUUUUGAGCUAAAUGUAGAUAAAAUGGUUUAAUCAUGGCUCCCCUGCCUUCCCAUUAAAUUUCCGAGUAAACUCUCACCUGUUACGGAAAGCAGUUUGAAAAUGAAUAAACUUCAGCACCAUGG
Molecule: messenger RNA, 925 nt
Organism: Tupaia belangeri chinensis (Chinese tree shrew)
Lineage: Eukaryota; Metazoa; Chordata; Mammalia; Scandentia; Tupaiidae
Gene: NPPA
Product: natriuretic peptide A
Exons: 3
Coding region: 210-677 (155 amino acids)
Biological process (GO): neuropeptide signaling pathway; receptor guanylyl cyclase signaling pathway; cGMP biosynthetic process
Cellular component (GO): extracellular region; cytoplasm
Molecular function (GO): hormone activity; hormone receptor binding
Source: RefSeq, a predicted model, not a curated record